Molecule: messenger RNA, 4533 nt
Organism: Oncorhynchus kisutch (coho salmon)
Lineage: Eukaryota; Metazoa; Chordata; Actinopteri; Salmoniformes; Salmonidae
Product: forkhead box protein N1-like
Exons: 10
Coding region: 1728-3530 (600 amino acids)
Biological process (GO): regulation of transcription by RNA polymerase II
Molecular function (GO): transcription cis-regulatory region binding; DNA-binding transcription factor activity, RNA polymerase II-specific
Source: RefSeq, a predicted model, not a curated record
GAGACAAGAUAGUAAUUACUAACAAUUGGAUACCACGAAAUUGGGGAGAAAAUGGGGUAAAAUGUAUUUAAAAAAAAUAAUAACAUAGCAGUUACACAUAGUUAAAAGGGCAAAUUGUGUUACACGUGUUUGCGGCAUCAAUUGUUUCAGGGAUUUGCAUGAUCGGUUUGUUUUGAUGAGCCUGUAUGGAGCAUGUGCUAAGGUGGCAACCAACGGAGAAUGAUUCAAGACUAGAAUCCCCCCCCCGCCCCCUUCCAUUUCCCGAAAAUAAACCAUUCUAGUAAAACAACAGCAAACAAGGUAACCUCAGUGCUACAGGUUUUUUCUUUUUACCAAGUGGAGUUUGGUGUCAUUUCAACAAGUGCCCUUUAGGACUUCUUUCCCACAUUCCACUUCUUCAGAAAUCCCUGUUUCUGUCAGGAGGAGCCCCCUGCGGCUACUUGACUGCGCUGAGAGGUUGGCUGAGACCUCCCACUGUAACCUAAGAUUUUAUUCAUCUGUAACUUAUCCCUCUGUCUAUUUUUCAUUCACCUCAGCCUGGUUUGAAUAAUAAGGCAGCUGAGAGAGAGAGGAGAGAGAGGGAAGGAGAGAGAGAGAGGUAGGAGAGAGAGAGAGGCUAGAGAGAGAGAGAGAGAGAGAGAGAGAGAGAGAGAGAGAGAGGGAAGGAAGGAAAGAGAGAGGGACGGAGGGAGGGUGCUACUUUCUUGGUUUACUUGGAGGGUUGGAUAGGAAUUUACCUGUAUUGACAUACUUCUUCCACUCUCUCGCUUACUUUCUUUCUCUCUCCUUCCCCCCCCCUCCUCCCCUUCUCUCCCUCUCAGGUGUUGGUCUUGAUCCAUCUGUCAGUAUAAAAGUUUGGAAGAGGUCUUCAGCGGUUCAGUCCAUCAUUUGCUUUCUCAAUGAGAGGCUCAAAGGGUCAACCCCUCUCCUCUACCCAGCGCCACUCAGUUUAUCUUAACCAACAACCACCUUGGCAUGUGACCGGUCUGACAGAGUGUGACACAUCUGGCACUUCUUCUCUGAGCCUGUGCCGUCUGCUCAGCACCUGACUGCCUGGCACUGCAUCCGCGACACACCUGGGCACAUCUGGGGAGAACCAGAUCCUAUCCUACAGGUCCUUUCGAUGUGGACGAGCUCUGAAACCAGGGCUAAGUCCCCACUCUCUCUCAGUGGAUAGGGGAUGUGAUUGAAGUGUAUCUGAUGCCCCAUUCACACAAGUCUUCAAAUCAGGUAAAGAAAGAGGGAAGGAGAGAGAGACAGAAGUGGUGACUUCAGCAGUACAGUAACUAGGCCUUUGGAACCUGUUGUGACAGGUUUCCUUCUAUGUAUCUCAUAGCGCUCUGCUGGGCUACCGUGGGUUGGCUGAGGGCCAGACAGAAAGAGAGAAAAAGAGAGAGAGAGAGUGAAAGAAGAGAGAGAAUGAGCAUGAGAUUAAUGCUCUGAAGGCUGGAACCAGCCCUUCAGCUCUUCUUCCUACUACCACCACACUCUUCUUAGUCAAUAUAUCUUCAACAGUAUUCUUCAAAAGAAGAAUCGCUCUGUUGGAAAGUGUUCCAGGUGUUUAGGCUAAACCAUGUGCAUUAUGUGAAUCUGAUCAAUUCUUCUUCUUCCCCAGACUGGACUGGAAUGAUUGAUUGUCACCACGAGAUUCAAAUAAGAUACUGUGGCCUACUGGCAGAACAAGAUUGUUGUCGAAUCAAGGAGGAUUUCUUUCUAGGCACACCAUCAUGUCUACAGACUCUCCCAGCUCCACAUUUACACCCAGUGCCAACAGGUUCCUGACAAUGACACCAGCCCCUCAGACCUCCUCCCUACGCACCUCUGAUCCUCCAGGGUCCUCCUUCCAGCAGAUGGCGCACUCACUGUGUGAGGAGAGCAGUUCUGUGUCAUUUACCACUGCUCAGCGUGAGAGAGAGAGUGCCACCUACAGACAGAGAAAUGCCGCUGCAGAGAGCUGCAGGAGGCACAGCGUUGAUGGAGCCAUGGUGGGACAGAGUCAAAGGUCAAACUUAGGGUCAGGAACGGCUGACCGCUUCCACCCCUACCGACAUCAGUUCAGCGAUGAUGGGGUUGGCAACGGUUGCCUGGCCCCUGGUGCCCCUGGGUCUCGUACCUUCGUCUGUCUCAGAGAGGUAGAGGCUCUAGAUAGCUUCGCUGCCACACGCACAUCUACCAGUGAGGAACAGACAUCCUGGGAUCCAUACAACGGGAGUUUCCAGGCUUCCAGACUGAUGGGCUCCCAGCGCUCUUACACAGAACCACAGGAUGCAGCCGAGGAACCUUCCUGCUUCCUGUCUCAAGGCCACGCCUCCUACAGCCCCCUAGCCCCGCUACCGCAGUUCUCACCAGGUAUGUAUUCUACCAGUGGACAAUCCAAAAGUUCUCAGUACUCUCUCCAGUGCCUCUCCACUCCAACCCAUCAGGACAGUAGCAUGCAGUCCCUCUUCCCCAAGCCCAUCUACUCAUACAGCAUCCUGAUCUUCAUGGCUCUGAGGAACAGUAAAACAGGGAGUCUCCCGGUUAGUGAGAUCUACAGGUUCAUGACUGAACACUUCCCCUACUUCAAGACGGCUCCAGAUGGAUGGAAGAACUCGGUCCGCCACAACCUGUCUCUGAAUAAGUGCUUUGAGAAGGUGGAGAAUAAGAUUGGCAACUCUUCCCGUAAGGGCUGCCUGUGGGCCCUCAACCCAGCCAAGAUAGAGAAGAUGCAGGAGGAGCUACACAAGUGGCGCCGCAAAGACCCCCUCACUGUCCGCAAGAGCAUGGCCAGGCCAGAGGACCUGGAUCACCUGUUGGGGGAAAGACCAGAGAAGCUGAAAUCUUUACCUUCUUACCACAACCAGAUCCCUACCACUUCCUCCUUCACAUCCCAUCCUCCAGAGCCCUGUCAUCCUCUUCGACGUCCCCUCUACCCCCACGUCCCCCCUCCCUCCCUGACAGUCCAACAGCACCCCCGUUACCUGCCCCCCACCACCCCCCAACCCUUCUCCUUCUACUCCCCCUGCAGACAGCAGCCUCUAUCGGGAAUCCCCCCCAAUGUGGGUACCCUGGGUUCCCCUCUGGUGGGGCAGACACCCCCCACCUGUAGCGCCACCAUACAGGCAGAGUAUGAUGCUGGGCCCAGGAGCAUACAAGAGCUACAGCUAGAUGAAGAUGCUAGUAACGAUAUCGACACGCUCAACCCCAGCUUGACUGACCUGCAGCUCCACGGUUACUUGUGGGACGAGCUGAGAGAGGACAGCCUGGCUCCUGAUUCGCUGGUGCUAAUCAGUCCCUCCCUGUCCCCCUCCUCUUCCCAGCCAACACACCUCCUCCUGGGGUCCAGUCUGAGGAGCACCGGUCCUGUCAACCAGACAUCAGAGUGGAUCUCCGACGGGCUGGGGAAGGAAGAUGAGGAGGAGAUGGGAGGAGGAUGUGGAGGUCCAUCAGACCUCCAUAUUAAUGGACAGUACCACACAGCCUACCCAGGUGUGGAGAGCUUGGCUAGUUACCUCACUUCUAUGGGGAACACCCCCAUACCUUUGCUUUGAAGCCCAGGAAUAGGGCUCCCUUCGUGGAAUAGCUCACAAAGACCUUCCCCCUGGACCUCAAGACUGUGGUUGUGAAGGUCAAGACUUAUCCCAAAGGGCUCAGUUUGAAGGUGAAUGUAGCAAUGAUCACAAUCAAAUGUCAUAUUUUGCUUUGCUUUGAACAUGCAGAGCACGUUGACUCAAUUUGUCGACAAUGAGUCUGAAGAGAAUGGGGGAGCCUGGGUUCAGAUUUGAUCAUAACCGUGUUAACAAUAUGUUUUUAUUCAUAACAAUGACUUUGGCUGGGUCAAAGUCAAGACUUGACGAAUGAGAAUGAAUGUAUCCAAAAGCUCAUGACACACCUGACUGUUCAGUGUUUAGGAGUAGAGUGCAGCAUGAGCUAACUCCACACUAGAUGGCAGCAGAGAGCUGUAGUUACUGGGAACUUUAAAGUUGUAGACAGAAAUACAGCACUGAUGACAUUUUUUCCGUAUUCUACACUACAGAGAAUCAUAUUCAUGUUCUACACAAUACAUUUCUAUGUUGAGCAUUCUGUGAAGUCCCAUUCUCCUGAAUAAGCCCCCUGGUGUGAUAUGUUCCCACUAUUGCAAUUAGCAUUUUAUACAGCUUAUGGUGACAGGAGAUGAUUCAAGCCAGUUGUUUUUUAGCUCAAAGCUAAUGAAUACAAUUACAAAAUGUGUCUCAGCAUAAUUUCUUAUGCGGUACAGGGAACAUACUCACUAUUUACUCAAUUCAUUUUGCUUUCUAGAAAUAGUUUUCAAAGCUUUAUAGCUAAAUUACCAUUGAGGAUGGAAGUCUAUCAAGGCAGAGCCAGACGACUGUUCUCAGGCCUUCAUCUGGUUCCUGCAGGCACUAUCACCUUAGCAGACACAUUUUCGAGAGUGUAUUUUAGUCAAAGCAUGUGUGAAAAGCCCCUUUUUCUUGUAUGACUUAACUGAGUAUAUAGUAAACUGUUUUUGAUUUACAGCGCUUGAAUUCAUUCAUUAAAUUAUAUUCUAGUCUA